Corythoichthys intestinalis (scribbled pipefish) is the source of this 6937-nucleotide messenger RNA. RefSeq names its product gastrula zinc finger protein XlCGF57.1-like. Gene Ontology annotation, biological process: regulation of transcription by RNA polymerase II. The coding region runs from base 390 to 2045 and encodes 551 amino acids. The record is from RefSeq and is a predicted model, not a curated record. Gene Ontology annotation, molecular function: DNA-binding transcription factor activity, RNA polymerase II-specific. Gene Ontology annotation, cellular component: nucleus. The transcript is spliced from 3 exons. NCBI's taxonomy places the organism in Eukaryota, Metazoa, Chordata, Actinopteri, Syngnathiformes, Syngnathidae.
AAAAAAAAAAAAACAAAAACAAAAACGUCACAAGUACAUCAUGCAGAACCAUGAUGCAGACAGUCAUUGCUUUUGUUAUGACGUCAUCAAUACUCGCCGUCGCGUCCGAGUGGUUCUCUUGAUUGCUUUGGAAUAAUAGUGCUUUCCUCAAUAGGAAGACAAUCCACGUUUCAUUUUCUUGGCCCUAUGACGUAAUGUAAUCCACUGAAAGGUGGCAGAAAUGUUCGGACACGCCACUAAUCCGUUCAAUCUUGCUUCUGCAUCGAGUCAUUUGGGUGCACGUUGAAAUUUCGAGGCCUGCUUAGGUUAGCCUACCCUUGUCUAGCCGCUAACAAAGAGAAGAAACAGGUAUCAGCACAUCGCCGAGCAAGCAGACGUCAAGUCUCAAAAUGUCAGAUGCCAGUGUAGCGCAUCGUCCUGAACUCCAGGAGUCUGCUCGCCUGGAAGAAGACGAGGAGGAAGAGUUGCCAUACAUCAAGAAGGAGGAGGAAUUUGUCCACAUUAAGGAGGAGCAGAGGGAGUAUUUCAUUACAGCUGAUAACCCCCACAUUGAAGAGGAGCAGAAACCUCAUCCCCUCAAAAACAAGGAGGACCGUCCAUAUGUUAAAGAAGAGGUGGUGGACAUCCCCAAGUGGACUGGUGACACCUUGAAGGGUGAAGAUGGAAGUCUGAGUGAGGGCAGCAGAGGGGAAGAACCUCCGAGUGGCAGCAGCAUUUUAACAGAAGGAUCCCAAGCAGAUAACCUCAUCGAUUGCAAUGAGGCCACAUCACACUUGCUGUUCUGUUUCAGAAAAUAUCUUGGUCCUGAGCGGCAGCAGUCUCAGUCUCCUAGCGUUGAAGUUGAGCACCCGUACAUGAAACGGGAAAAGCCAUACCACCAUCAACAGCAAAAGAAAGAAGAGCAACUUCCGAUCAAAAAGGAGGCGGAAGAGCUGCCAUACGUUAAUGGGGAGGAAGAUGUCACUAGGUCGAUUGGUGAGCCCUUGAUGAGUGAAGACGGUCAGAGUGAGAUGAGCAGAGGGGCGGAGCCUCUAAGCAGCAGCACCAGCUCAACAGAAUUUCAAGCGGACGGUUUCGUCGCUCCACUAUCAGAUAGCGAAGAGACCACGUCACACUCGCCUUAUAGUGAUGAAGACUGUCAUCUGAAAGCUCACACUGAUGAAAAACUCUGCUCUCAGUGUGGGAAAACCUUUAGUAAUAAGUAUACUUGCCGUAGGCAUAUGCGGAGCCACAGUGGCGAGAACCCCUUUUCGUGCUCAGUUUGCGGCCAAACAUUCACUCUAAAGCAAACAUUAAAAAGACACACAAGAACCCACACUGGGGAAAAACCUUUUUCCUGCUCUGUUUGUGGUCAAAGGUUUGCUGAGAAGAGAAACUUAACACAACACACAAGAACCCACACUGGAAAAAAGCCUUUUUCCUGUUCAGUUUGUGGUAAAAACUUCUCUGUAAAAAGCAACUUAAAUAAGCACACAAGAACCCACACUGGUGAGAAAUCUUUUUCCUGCUCAGUUUGUGGUCAAGGGUUCACUCUAAGACAUCACUUAAAAACACACGCAAGAACCCACACUGGAGAAAAACCUUUUUCCUGCUCUGUUUGUGGUCAAGGGUUCACACAAAGAGAACACUUAAAAAGACACACAAGAACCCACACUGGAGAAAAACCUUUUUCCUGUUCAGUUUGCGGCCAAAUAUUCACACGGAAGGAACACGUAACGCAUCACACAAAAACCCACACUGGAGGAAAACUUUUUUUCUGCUCAGUUUGUGGUCAAGGCUUCACUCGCAGGGAAAACUUAAAAAAACACACCAGAACCCACACUAGUGAAAAACCCUUUUCCUGCUCAGUUUGUGGCAAAAGAUUCUCUGUACAGGGAAACCUAACACAUCACACAAGAACCCACACUGGUGAAAAACAUUUUACCUGUUCAGUUUGUGGUCAAGGUUUUACCCUAAAGCAACACUUAAAGGUACACACAAGAAUCCACAAUGGAGAAAAACCGGAAGGGAAAUCUAACACAACACACAAGAACCCACACUGGUGAUUAACCUGUCUCCUGCUGAGUUUGUGGUCAAGGAUUCACUCUAAAGUAACACUGAAAAGUUCACACAAGAACUCACACUGAAGAAAAACCUUUUUCCUGCUCCGUUUGUGGUUAAAAAAAAAAAAAAAAAAAAAUCCCUAUUAAAAGCCAUUUAAAAAUGCAUACAAGAACUCUCAGUGGUGAGAAACCUUUUUCUUGCUCAGUUUGUGUUCAAGGGUUCUCUCUAAUGGCGUACCGCAAGCAACACGUCACUUCCGCUUAUUAAUAUUCAUAGCUUUAGCUACUGUUGCUAAGCUGGGACAAAGCUAGGACAAGCCACCGAUUGUCCCUAAUAGGAAAUGAAUGGAAAUCGUGUACGAAGGAGAUGUUUACAGCGCUAAACCUACCAAUUCUCUCCGAAAAUGAUGUGCCUGGUGCCAAAUUGACUGGCAUAGAUGUGGAAGAACAUAAAAAUGGUCAGUUAAAGAGAUGGCUUUAGUGUCGAAGGCUGAAAAAGACGAAAAAAACGAGCCGACCUAAGCAUAGCUUUAGCUUUUUUUUUUUAUCGACGCGACUGACAAUGACAUUCUCCGGUUUCAACAAGCUAUCCUUUACCAUCAGCCCUGUCUUUCUUAUAUAUCCUCUGGUUGUCCUAAGUCUCUUACCGUUCUUGGGGGUAAUUUAGUUAGCUUUGUGUAGCGAUCGCAAAUGCUACUCAGUGACAGCCAACGAACACGUCCCCCUUACUAAAGUUUUUUUUUUUAUAUAUAUAUAACAGAAACGGUAACAGUGGCAGUCAGAUACCAUUGUAAUUUUUUUCAGGUCAUUCAUUGUCAGACAGAAGCAGUACGGCACAACGUUACGCUAAAAAAAUAAAGUAAAAAUAUAAAAAUAGCUUACCUCUUUGUCCUCUGAAAGACCAUGCCAACCCAACAUAAUGUUUACUGCAUAUGAAACGUGAAUGGAUUCGCCGAGCUGGUGUUAAAAGUCCGCGCAAGUUGAUUCGGUUUUCACAUUUUUUCCUCCCGAGUUUUUGGUUUCCGGGAACGUAUGAAGAAAACAUCCUUCAUGGUCGUAAUGUCUAGAGUCGUUUCUACAACUUCCAAAAAAGCAAUGCGUGAUCGGCAUGUUCGUUUUUGAAAGAUUACCGGCGAAAAGUAGCACUUUUUACGUUGGGUCUAUGCGAGGGCGGGUCUAUAAUGUCCCACUUCGGCUUUACUUCCGCUUUACGAUGCGACGUCACGGUCUAAAAAUAGCCUGCAUGCGGUACGCCAUUACAAGCCUUGUAAAAUGGUGAUUACGUCACCCACACGUUUGUGGUACUCCUCUUUCAAAAGUGCAGAAGUGGAAUUUCCCCCUUGUUUUUACCUGAAGUCAAUAGACCAAGUAAAAUGGAAGAUAAUGCCCUUCGAGAGGAACACUUCAAAACGUUAAAAUUAUCUUGAUUUUCUUUCUGAUUAUAAGUAGGUGAUAUAUUAGUAACAAAAUGAAGACACACAAUUUGAUAGAAAUGAAAAUGAUCAGCCUUGUAGAGGGGGAAAUCAAAGACAUCCCAAAAUGAGUGAUGCAGCAUAUUGGUACAUUUUGCUAUUAAAAAAAAAACAAAAAAACGUAGAAACUCAAAAUGAAUCUCAGUAGUUUGUGUCGACUCCACGUGCUCGUACACAUGCCUGAUGUCGGGGCACUCUCCUAAUAAGACGACGGAUAGUGUCCUCGGGGAUUUCCUUCCAGAGAUUGGACCAAGGCAUCACUGAGCUCCUGGACAGUGUGAGGACAACCUGGCGGCACGGGAUGGACCUAAACUCGGCGGUCGUUUACAUGGUGACGCUCAGAGACUGCGACACAUUUCAUGUUUUCAUUCAUAUGCUUCUGUCUUGGUUCUGUCUCCAUUCGACCUAUGUCGCAAUUCCAUGUGAAAACGAUUCAUGCCAGGCCCUAAAGGGCAGUGCAGUUUUACAAGGUGGCAGCCAAUGAUGCACUUCCUUGACAACAACCCCCUCAGCCCAGAAGACAACAUACCCACGCGAAGCAAUGGCGUCCACACGUUUUUUUGUUUUUUUUGGGGCUUUUGCUUUAAAAUAUACAAAAGUGCUAAGAUAAAAUAUAUAUUAAAAAAUAUUAUAAAACAGUAAUUUCAAGCCGGUAUUCCACCAUUUUUGCUGUUUUGAAUGUUUUGUAGUAGCAACUGCACACCCCUAAAGUGACGUGUGCGAGUGCUGAUGUCAUCGGAGCGAGAGCGUUCCAUUCAUACGGUUGCGGAGCAAUCCCCGCAGUUUAAUUGUUCCGCUUUGAAGGCAAUAAUCAAAGUUACCAUGUAAACGGCCCCACAAUGUCCCAGAGGUGUUCUGUUGAGUCCAGGUCAAGUGAACGUGGGGGCUAGUCACUGGUUUCCAUUCCUGAAGUCAGUGCUGCUACUCCAUUGGAAUGGCGUGUCUGCAGCCUGCAAGACGGGGCGGGGGCGUAAUUUGCACCGAGACGUAAGGUGGGUUUACGAAACCUCAACCACACCCUCGUCUCGCAUGGAACAGACCAAUAAAACUGGAGUGCAUGUUCGGGUUUUGACAUGUCUAUUCUGUAGUCUUUAGGAAUAGUGAAAAGCGCUAUCUUCUGUUAAAGAGGAUUUUUGUUAGCCCCUUUUCGCGUGGGCUACUGAAAGUGAAAAGAGCACUUUGAAAUGCAAGAGAAAGCAAUUUGAUCUAUAAGAGAAUGCACUUCAUUCUGCAAGCUGGUCAAAACUUUUUUUUCUGAAUAGUUGUUUUUAUUAGCAAACCACUUUUUCUUUUUUGAAUGACACUUAGCAUUUGCAAACCACACCUUUUCUCUUUUUUUCUUACGGUAUGAUACAAGCAGCUCUUUCUGCUCAUUGAGAAAUGCGCGACUCAAAGUAUCAGCAAUGUAGAGUUGUCUCCCGGGCCGAUACAUAACUGUCUUUGCAGCCUAAGCAGCUUUUGCUGAAUCCUCAUGGGUGCUUGGUGUAAAGGUUUAAGUACAGUAAAAACUGUUUAAAGUACUCGAAACUCAUUGUUUGUCUUUCUUCCUAGUGCGAUUGUGUUUCUCCUUCAAGCAGCUUUAUCAAUGGAGCAUUGAUGUCUGACAUAUUUGGUAUGAACUUUGCCAAGUAUUUCUAUGAACCUCUGCAGUUCCUGUUUGUUCUGUGGCUUAUAACAGGAGAUUAUGUAUAUAUAAUGUUUUUCCUUUAAAAAUGUACUAGGUGAGGCUUGUAAUCAGGGUGCCCAAUAGUCCAGAAAUUACGGUAAUUGGCAAUGCUCCUGUUUGAUUGCUUUAUUAAGGUCUUUUGGGUCCAUACAAAUUUGGAUUUUCUUGGGUGUGACCACAGUAACAAAUGCUGUUCACCCACUCAGUUGGCUCUGUCUGCCUCAUAACUACUCCCAUGUUUGCCAUGUGUUGCAGCAUCUCAAUGAUUGUUUCUGAGCGCCACAGGAAUCCUUUUGGGUGCAUCAACAACAGGUGUAAAUAAGAUUCUAAUCCUUUAUUGGUCCCUCAUAGGGUAGAUAGACAAAAGUAUAGAAACGGUAUAUGCAAAUGACCAAUAACUAAAAUAAAUACAAAUAAAACGUAGUGAUUUACCUCUGAAUAUAUGGAUCGAUGCUGACUUAAUUGGUAAACAUUAGGGUUGGACUGGAACCAAAAAUAGGCCAAGGCAUUUUGAGCCAAGACUGGCCCACCAAAAGACAAUCAUGUCAAUGAAUGAAAACAAGCUUUCUUGUGACAAUGCUUGCACAAUGUCUUCUUCUUGGUGUAUAUUAGGGAUGCAAUGAUAAAGUUAAGUCACGGUUCGGUACGGUUUUCGAUAAGAGGGACACGAUUUUUGGUUCGAUUCAAUAAAAUUUAAUGCUCUGAAACAAAAAAUACAAGUGGCAGUUUUUUUCCUAUGUUUUAUUUUGCAAAUAAGCAAAAAUAACAAUGCCAUUAUAUAAACAUGUAUUUUAGUGCAUAAUAUAUGUAGGUUUCAAAAUGUAAAAAGCCCCAACUUGCUGCUCUCUUCGUUCGUUUUCCUCACAAGCAUGCUGGACUGCGGCAAAAAGACUCUCGCUGCUCGCAUUGAGUUCGUUCCUUUAAUACAACAAAAAGUGACUCCCCAGAGCGAUAUCCAAAAGGUAAACAAAAGAGCAAACUGAGAGAAUAAUGAGGAAACGAAAAAUUAUCAACUUUGAACGUCAUAUAAAGAAAUAUAAAGAAAUCAAUAGAGAGUAGAGAGAGGUCAAAAAACUGUGGCUCUCUUCCUUAUGCUAGGGUGACCAAACGUCCUCUUUUGCCCGGACAAGUCCUACUUUCAUGUAGUAUCCUCGUUGUCCGGGCAGGUUUCAUAAAUUCCUAAAAAUGUCCGGUUAUUAUGAUUUUUCACGGGACCAAUUUGAAGAGAAUUCUUCCGGCCGCUGGGUGGCAGUGCCUGCAUGCGAUGACAUGGCUCCGAGUAGUAGAGAGGGACGAAGUGGUUCUUGUUUUUGUUGGCAGUUUACCCCUAUCAUUAGGCAUUACCGCCAUCUACUGGGCUGACAAUUUGGCCACAAUGCCUGCCCAGUUGUUAAGUUUUUUACGAUAAAUACGUAUAUAAUGGCAACUGUUGACUUCUGUCGAAGCUUUGACUGUAAAAUCCCGUUUUGUGUCGCAUCGUUGCGCUGCCGAUGAUUGUAAACCUUUAUAGCAAAGUUUUAUUUUUUGCCUCAGCAAGCUAUCAGUAAGCUAAACCGCGCUAGGCAUUAUGGGAAACAUAGUUUUGAACUGCUACGUUUGGAAACAUGCUGGUUGAAUAGUUUGUCAGUUUAUUUCGGUUAUUGUUUGUGUGCAAUCUAGAACAUUGAAUAAGAACAUCCAUUGAAUGGGCAUAACAAUUUGUCAAGGGCAAUUGUCGUGAUUGUAAUUUAUAAGCCUACUGUAUGUAUGUGUAUUGA